Phascolarctos cinereus (koala) is the source of this 755-nucleotide messenger RNA. RefSeq names its product presenilin enhancer, gamma-secretase subunit (gene PSENEN). Gene Ontology annotation, cellular component: gamma-secretase complex. NCBI's taxonomy places the organism in Eukaryota, Metazoa, Chordata, Mammalia, Diprotodontia, Phascolarctidae. The record is from RefSeq and is a predicted model, not a curated record. Gene Ontology annotation, biological process: Notch receptor processing.
CAGGCGCAUGCGUGCGGAGGAUGGACCACAAGCCCCAGAAUCCCCGGCUGCACUAGGCGCAAGCGCAUUGAGAAAGGAGGAAGGAAAAGCGGCGGAAGACUCGUACCGACUGGGGCUCACGUACGAUAGCGGGGGACGCUUGGAGAUCCCGACUCAUCUCCUUUUCCCUGCAGCCCUUCCCCGUCCUUCCCCUGGACCCAGGAUGAACCUGGAACGGGUGUCCAAUGAGGAGAAGCUGAACCUCUGCCGGAAAUACUACCUAGGCGGGUUUGCACUCCUGCCCUUUCUCUGGCUGGUCAACGUUCUGUGGUUCUUUCGAGAGGCCUUCCUGGCCCCAGCCUACGAGGAGCAGGGACAAAUCAAAGGCUACGUCUGGCGUUCAGCCCUAGGGCUGGUCUUUUGGCUCGUGGCACUGACCUCCUGGAUCACCAUCUUCCAGAUCAAUCGAGCCCGCUGGGGAGCCCUGGGCGACUAUCUCUCCUUCACCAUCCCUCUGGGGAUACCCUGAUCGGUCCUCCCCUCCCCUGCCAGCUCAUGGCCAGGCCACCUUCUCACCCUGCCUUGCCUCCAGCACUGGGCCAGUAUGGCUUCCAAAGAUGAAGAUCGAACAUCCUUCAGGUCCCCAGGGCCUUUCGUUUGGCCGGGCUGGCUCCCCAGAACAUCUGUCUCUGACUAAUUUCCUACUUCUUUUCCCACUUCUCCCUGUAGCCUCCACUGAGGCUCCCAAAUAAUAAAAAAGGGAUAUUUCAUGAGUA